UGAAUUCGUAUAUCGCCGACUCGCCGCUCGCGUCAUGUGGGGUCACAUGGCCCGAUACCGGCCCCCAAGCGACAGAGCUCAGGUUGCCAAAAAUGUCUCCUUUACUGGAAUAUCUGCGAUAUCAUUCCAGCUUUACCACGUUACAUGAGUUAGAAUUUUUAAUCCAUCCGCCUAUCCGAACAUGAGCACCACGCAUGGAUUUGGCGACGAGGCCUUCCUGCAAUUCGAUCCAUACGAAGGACCAGACUCUGUUGUUGUUUCCCCUACUAUGAAUCUGCUAUCAUCGGACAUAGACUCUCUGGUCCUCGAUGAUGAUGAUUCGUCUAUUCUAAUAAAGGGAAGUGAAGUUGCCGCUGGGAGUGACGAUCCAAGGGACAAAGGCAAAAAGGCUCUCAGAUCGCUGCCUAUCAUGAUCGCCCCAUUGGCUACGGAUUUGGACGAUUUUGUCAUGUCCCCUACUUGGUCUGCAUGCUCGAGCUAUCCAAAUACUCCUGAUGCAAUGUCCGCAUUGUCCUCACCAGAAGCCUCGGGAUCUUCUUCUUUCCCGAGCUUUUCCCUUGGGUCAUUCAGUACAGUCUGGGCAUCGUCCGUUUCCGCUUCGAACCCUGAUGAACUUGGCGGGCUUUCCGUAGAUAGAAGCGUCGUGGAUUUGCAGGAUAGGAAAGGUAAAGGAAAGGCGGCAUGGGACGAUGAAAUACCAUCCACGAGUCCACCUCUGCCGCUCUCGCCUGUUGUUAUACAUGGAUUUCCUAGUCAAGUUGCUUCUUCUUCUUCAUCUUCGAACGAACCCUUGAUCGAGCAGGCCUCAGCCUCGGUCGAGUUUUCAGCUGCUCAAUCCGCAUCAUCGUUCGCUACUAUCCAUAGAGUACUACCGCCUUCUCGGAGACAUUCAUUUUCCCAUUCCCAUACUCUCAUCCGUUCUAAACAUCCCUCAUCCUUGACCAGGCUCAAGGCCAAAUUCAGCUCACCUAACAGAACCCACACUCGCAGAGUUUUAUCUAAGAAGAUAAUCACCCCUCCCGCGCAGCUUGCAAUCCCGCAAUUAACCCCGGCAAGUAAUGUGCAUGUUAAUUCCCCUGCUUCGUUGUCACUGGAGGUUGAAUUACCUCUUGAGCAUGACGAAGCUUUGGCGAACUAUGCCUCCGCUCACACGACAUUCAAGGCGAAGGGGCGGUCCUAUUCGUCACCUUUACCAAUGUCUGCGCUAGAUUAUAUCCCUGCUCGUCCCGAGGAUUUAUUCGUUCCAAUCGUACGUGCAUCUAGGAAUCUCUUUGACGAGGUUUUGCCAAAGGAAUUGAAGCUUGAGGUUUUGCUUUCGCUUGUAGCGAUACAUGAGAAUGAUAAACGGAAGGUGCUCGGGCAUGCUGAUUGGAGUGUAACGAAAUCAAUAUCCUCCAAGAAUAGAUGGUUAGGGAAAGAUCGAGCUGUCAGGGAGUUGGUGAAGUUGAGUCGAGUCUCCAAAGUCUGGAGGGAUCUCAUAUAUGAUGGCCAAUUGUGGUCUACCCUUGAUUUUCGCUCAUUUCCAAGCAUGCCAAGGACUCUAAUUUCUAGCAUCACAAGAUGCGGAGGUCGUUUCAUCAGUUCAAUAGAUUUCUCUGGCCAUGUUCAUGUCAGCCCUAGCACUCUCCAAGAAAUUACGGAUAACAUGUGCAUAUUCGGGUCUGCGUCCCUAUCAAUUCCUUUCACCCAAUUGACUUCAAUCAACUUCCGUGGAUGUAGUGCACUCUCCACGCGUUCGCUUCAUUAUCUACUCGUUCGAUCUCCUAGACUGCGACAAGUUUGUUUUAGAGGUCUACACUGCGUCACCAAUACGACUUGCGAUAUCAUUGCGAUGUAUUGCCCUCGUGUCACGAAGCUCGAUAUGAACAGAUGUCACAACAUGGACGCUGAGGGUGUGAAACGGCUAGCAGCUGCCGUCAAGGCUCGGGGAGAGUUGCUUCAAUUGACAGAACUCCGGAUAUCUGGUAUAAAGAAUAUCGACGACAGCACGAUGUCUCUUUUGGGCCAAGUCGCUCCGUUUUUGGAGGUCCUCGAUCUGAGCUAUGCUCGACACCUGCACAAUUCUGCUUUGGAUUCUUUUGUCGCCCUUGAUGAUGACGAGGAAGCGUAUAAAUCAGUUCUUUUGACAGCCCGUGAAGCGGGACGGGAUCCCAGUGACUUUAGAAGAUACAGAAGACGCAUAACACGUCUUCGACAUCUCUCUUUAUCCUCCUGUAUGUUGUUAACAGAUAUCGCUUGUUCGCAUUUAGCGUAUACCGUCCCUCGCUUGGAAUUCCUUGAGCUUGGAGGUAUUGGGGAAGAAUUAGGUGAUGACGGGCUCAUUAGGCUGCUGAAUACCACCCCACUGAUUCGCCGACUGGACCUCGAAGAUGCUUCGGAAAUCACAGAUGCAGUAUUAGAUGCUAUCACUCCGACGUCGAGUUCGACUUCUUCUUCUCAACAACCGGCAGAACUCGAACCAGGUCACGCUCUGGAACAUCUGGUGAUAUCGUAUGCUGCUGGUGUCACUGACGAUGCUCUUCUCGCGUUGGUGCAAGCGUGCAGUAAUUUGAAGGUUCUGGAGGCGGACAAUACCCGUAUGGGUGCCUCUGUGUUGCGAAAGUUCUGCGAACUACAGAGGCCUGGAUCCAAGAUCGUUGCGGUGGACUGUCGGUCUAUUACAGAGAGCGUAGUCAAGGAACUAGCGCCUCUGGUGCGUCCAAGGCGGGGAUGGCGAGGAUACGAUGCGCGGAAACUCCGCUUCCUAGACGGGCGUGACUUUGGUGUCAACAGUAAAGAAAGGGACAAGGAAAAGGAAGCGAUCAUGAAAGUGGCUUUGGGACAAGAUGAACUAGACGAGAAGAGGGUUGUUCUGAAGACAUUUUAUUCGUGGCAGACUGUAGAUGCGGUUUGGUCUGCGAGAGAUAAACGCCGCAAAGGAAUAUCUCGAAGAAAGGCGAACGAGUCUUUGGAUAGCGAUACAGAGGACGUUGAUGGAGGUAUACGGGUAGGAGGUACUCGUUGGUGGACGCCCGGUGGACGGAGAUCUAGGUCAGCUAGCGGAAGCAACUCGCCACUGAUCAUAACAGACCCAACUGCUGAUACGUGCGUAAUAAUGUGAACGGUGAAUUUUUUUUGUUUUUUGCGGAACAUCUCAAGGGCGAUUGCCUGUAACAACUAUCUGUACUUUUUGCUUGCUUUCUUGAUGACCAUGACAACUCACGACACCUAGCUUUGAUUUUGUUGUAAAUAUCUGUAGUUGUAUCUGU
Lentinula edodes (shiitake mushroom) is the source of this 3248-nucleotide messenger RNA. RefSeq lists its product as uncharacterized. Gene Ontology annotation, cellular component: SCF ubiquitin ligase complex. The transcript is spliced from 2 exons. Gene Ontology annotation, molecular function: protein binding. Lineage: Eukaryota; Fungi; Basidiomycota; Agaricomycetes; Agaricales; Omphalotaceae. The record is from RefSeq and is a predicted model, not a curated record. The coding region runs from base 182 to 3100 and encodes 972 amino acids. Gene Ontology annotation, biological process: SCF-dependent proteasomal ubiquitin-dependent protein catabolic process.